Molecule: messenger RNA, 1253 nt
Organism: Prunus mume (Japanese apricot)
Lineage: Eukaryota; Viridiplantae; Streptophyta; Magnoliopsida; Rosales; Rosaceae
Product: transcription initiation factor IIB-like
Biological process (GO): DNA-templated transcription initiation; transcription preinitiation complex assembly
Cellular component (GO): transcription preinitiation complex; nucleus
Molecular function (GO): TBP-class protein binding
Source: RefSeq, a predicted model, not a curated record
GAAAGAAAAAAACAUUUGUGGAAUGUCGGACAUAUUUUGCCGCGACUGUAACAUGCUGACGGAGGUUGUGUUCGACCACUCAGCGGGCGACACGAUAUGCUCGGAGUGCGGGCUCGUGCUGGAGUCUCGCUCCGUCGACGAGACUUCCGAGUGGCGCUCCUUCGCCGACGAGUCCAACGGCAACGAUCCGAACCGGGUCGGCGGACCUGUUAACCCGCUUUUGGCCGACGGUGGGCUUUCCACCGUUAUCGCAGGUCCCAGCAACGGCGCUUCCUCCAAUGCCUUGCCGUCCUCCGUCGGCAGGUGGCAGAGCCGCGCCUCUAAACCCGACCGUCAUCUUCUCAACAUCUUCAGUGCUAUUGCUAUUAUGGCCGACAGGUUGGGGCUUGUCACAACCAUAAAGGAUCGAGCCAAUGAGAUAUAUAAGAAGGUGGAAGAUCAAAGACCUCUGAGAGGACGCAAUCAAGAUGCAGUUGUGGCUGCUUGCCUCUACAUUGCCUGCAGACAAGAAAAUAAGCCUCGUACUGUGAAAGAAAUAUGCUCCGCAGUCAGUGGAGCUAGCAAGAAAGAAAUUGGGCGGGCCAAAGAGUUCAUUUGGAAACACCUUGAGGUUGAGAUAGGUCAGGAAAUAGGAACUAUUCAUGCUGGAGACUAUCUGAGACGUUUUUGCUCCAAUCUUGGAAUGAAGAAUCUGGAAGUCAAGGCUGCCCAAGAAACUGUGCAGAAAUCUGAAGACCUUGUCAUAAGGAGGAGCCCGAUAUCGGUGGCAGCUGCAGUUAUAUACAUCAUAACCCAACUAUCGGAUGACAAAAGGACUUUUAAAGAUAUUUCGCUUGCUACUAGAGUGGCUGAAGGGACAAUCAAGAAUUCCUACAAAGACUUGUAUCCUCAUCUGCCACGGCUAAUACCGAACUGGUUUGCCAAGGAGGAAGAUGUCAAGAAUCUCUGCAACUAAAACUGGUUGAAGGUGAUAGCUAUCAAUAACAGAUGCAGCAUCGAAAACAAUUGAAUGCUUCUUCCUUCAUUUUAUGAAGGAAAUGAAGGUAAUAGGAAUUCUUUCUGCUCUUUUCCUUGUUCUAUUUUUACUUCCCAUGUAAAUAGAACAGGCUUUCCCUCCACCUCAUAGUCUUUGAUAGAGAAUAUAGUUGAAUAUGACUCAUGGAAGUUUUCCCCUCUAAAUCAGUUUGUAAAAGGGCCCUCACCCUUGUAUUGGCAUGGAACCAUUCAUCUAGUGAAGUUGCUAUCUUGAAUUA